CCAUGGGGCGAGUCCAAGGAGGGAUGCGCUGCGUCAAGUUCCUGCUCUUUCUUUUCAACUUCAUCUUCUGGUUGGCAGGCUCUGCAGUCGUCGCAUUUGGACUAUGGCUGCGGUUUGGAGAGGUAGUAAGAGAUUUAUCGACUGAGGAAAAGUCCCCAGAAUACUUUUAUAUGGGACUGUAUGUGCUUAUAGGAGCAGGUAUACUUAUGAUGACAGUGGGAUUUUUUGGGUGUUGCGGAGCUGCCCGUGAAUCUCAGUGCCUGCUUGGAGCAUUCUUUACUUGCUUGUUGGUGAUUUUCGCUGCAGAAGUUACUGCUGGAGUUUUCGCUUUUAUUGGCAAGAAAGCGGCUGUCGAUGAGGUCCAAGCUAUCUAUAAUGAAGCUUAUGACGACUAUGUAAAAGAUGCAGAGAAAGGCAACAAAACCCUCAUCCAGUUCCACGAUGCGCUUCAGUGUUGUGGGAAAGAAAGUGACGCUCAAGUGAAGGCCACCUGUCCAAAAGACAUUCAGGAACACAAAAAUUGCCUGGACGAAAUCCAGAUUCUCAUUGAUUCAAAGCUUCAUUUAGUGGGCAUUGUUGGAAUCGGAAUUGCUGGAAUCACAAUCUUCGGCAUGAUCUUCAGCAUGGUCCUCUGCUGUGCAAUCCGUAAUACAAGAGACAUGCUCUAGGAUUCUCGCCUCGUAA
Messenger RNA from Euleptes europaea (tarantolino), 684 nucleotides. RefSeq names its product tetraspanin 2 (gene TSPAN2). NCBI's taxonomy places the organism in Eukaryota, Metazoa, Chordata, Lepidosauria, Squamata, Sphaerodactylidae. The record is from RefSeq and is a predicted model, not a curated record. The transcript is spliced from 8 exons. Gene Ontology annotation, cellular component: membrane. Bases 3 to 668 code for a protein of 221 amino acids.